Molecule: messenger RNA, 3554 nt
Organism: Diprion similis
Lineage: Eukaryota; Metazoa; Arthropoda; Insecta; Hymenoptera; Diprionidae
Product: zinc finger protein 625-like
Exons: 6
Coding region: 375-1748 (457 amino acids)
Biological process (GO): regulation of transcription by RNA polymerase II
Cellular component (GO): nucleus
Molecular function (GO): DNA-binding transcription factor activity, RNA polymerase II-specific; RNA polymerase II cis-regulatory region sequence-specific DNA binding; zinc ion binding
Source: RefSeq, a predicted model, not a curated record
CGACGCCCGGCGCCGACGUCGUUUUUAAAGCGUCGGCGGUGUCAGAGUAAUCUCACCAAUCCUAGGGCUCAUAAGUAAAAAAGAUCGUUACAAUAAUCAACCCUCUCAGACGCUGGUUUGUCAUAAAGAUGAGCUUCUGAAAAGUCUGUAGAGAAAGCAAUAAAGGGCGAUAAAUUUUAAAGGAAACAAAAAAUUCAAAGAAAUAAGUAAAAUGUAUUAAGUUAUCAAUAUAAAUGAACAGACCGUUGCCCUGACCGGAAUAAUCUUUGCGUUGUUAUUAUUAAUUUAUUAGAAUUUUAUUUCGUAUAACGGAUAAUUAUUAUUAUAAUUGAGUUGUUUUUUUUUUUUUUUUUUUUUUUUUUAUUGUUUUUGAAAUGGGCACGGCUGUCCGUGAUUUUGAUCGAGAUAGAGAAUGCGAACAGUGUAGAAUCUGUGCAAACAACGUUUCGAAGGAUGAAGGGGUGUAUAUUUUUUCUGAGGAAAGCAGACGACACUAUCUGCAAGCAAAAAUACGCAAAUAUUUAUACGUGUUGGUAUCCUCCGAUGAUAAGUUGCCACAGAUCGUUUGUUCGACAUGUACGAAAAGAUUGGAUGGCAUUCAUCGGUUUGCAACAAUGGCGCAUCGAACACAGGAAAAGCUAAGAUUACAACUAUCGGAUAUAUUGGAGAAUGUAAGGGAAACGGAUGAAAUGACAGAAGAGAAAAUCAGAAAUAAUCCAGAGGUAACCAGAAGGAUGGAAGAUCGAGGAUUGCUGCAUUCAAUCCUCACUAAAGUGCGUUUGCCAGAAGGUGCUAUAGAAAUAUUGGCAGAAGGUGAACCGCUCGAGUCAGUUUCUGUGUCAUCCCAUGAAGACAGCGAACAUACUCAAAGUAUGGAAGAAAUGGAAGUCAAAGUUGAUCCCAUGUUAUUCUUGCAAUGCGCAUUAGAACAAUCUGGGUCCGAUAUGUCUGAUGUAUCGGAUAAUGAAGACAAAGUAUCUAGAACGUCAUCACCUGAGCCAUCGUCAGUUAUGCACAAGAAUAUCGAAAUAAAACAAGAACCACCCUGUUAUGACACUGAGCCAUUUGAAUUAACGGAGACUGACGAAGAUGUAUUGAACAACAGCACAAAACCCUACGAAUGUACAAUAUGUGCUCGAUCCUUCAUAUCUCAAAUUGGACUGCAAAACCAUUUGUGGUCACACUUACCCAGAGAUCAUAGAUUUGACGGGAAACCUAUACUGAGGUCACAACAGGUGUUUUCUACAAAUGGCGUGCUACAUACAAAUUCAGAUAACAAUUCGACUGGAAAUUUUAUAUGCCCAAUUUGUAGCAAACGGAUAUCAACAAAAGGAAAUUUGAAAGUACAUCUGGAAACACACCGGCCUAAGGGGAAGUACGGCUGUGAUAUAUGUGGCAGAAUCUUUAAAACACAGUCCAAUUUAUUCCGUCACAAAGAGUAUCAUGGAGGUAUUCAAUUUCCGUGCAAUGUUUGCGGCAGAGUAUAUCCAACAAAUUCUACACUGCGUGCACACAGUAUAACUCAUUCGGAUCUGAGACCCCAUGCUUGUCCGUUAUGUGACAAAACGUUCAAGAGAAAUCAAGACCUGAAGUUCCAUAUAAAUCAACACACCGGAGCCAGGCCAUACCAAUGUCCGUAUUGUCCGAAGGCAUUCGCAAGCUCUGGAAAUUGUUUUUCUCAUCGAAAACGAAUGCAUCCACGAGAAGUUCAUCGAGAUCGGCAAAGAGCAGCAGAUUUAAUGAGAUGAACCUCGGAGAGCGAAUUCGAAGAAUGGGUUUAAUGAGGAGUUAAUGACAAUGCAACACUUCUAUGGGCGCUUCCUUAAAGUGCAACACCUAUGCUUGAAAAGCAGAGUACCACAUGGUCGUGCCUGUAAGGAGAAUUCAAAUUUAUGAUUAAGAAAUUUGAUUGCAUAGAAUAUAAUGAGAUCAUGAAUGCAGUGUAAGGUAGAUUCUAGUCAUCAUGUUUGAAAUGAAAUUUAUACACAUAGGUAUGUAGGUAGUCGAAGAUAUAUGAUACAGUAUUUUGUCUAUGUGUAGGAUUAAGCCAAGUCGAGUAGGUCAAGUAGCGUAGAAGGAACAAAAAAAGUGAUUUUAUACAACGUACGAAAACUAUGCAUGUAUAAAGAAUUGUCGAAAGCUAUUUUCUAGUUUGCGACAGUUUAAUACAAAGCAUAUAUGUAGAUAUGUCAUUCAGUGUUAAGACUGUAUACGAAAAGUGUGUGUCAAAUUAGAUGAAAUAAGAGUGUAGGUAGUUAGCGUCUAAGAUACUUUAAUUCCAUGUCAUGAAAAAUAUAUUUAGACACGUAUAUUGAUAGUAUUAUAACUUAAGAAAGGAAUUAAAGGGCCUACUUAGAAUCGUAUUGCAGUUCGUAUCAUUAUUCUUACAAGAAAAAUUAAUAUUAAUAAAUGUUAAAUGAAGUCUGAAUAGUGUUAGGAAACCAAUUUUUGACUAGAUAUUUGUGUACUGUAGAAAUAUAGAUCAUAUAGAACGUGCUUCCGUGCAAUAUACCCUAGGGUGUUUUUUAAAUCCUAAUUUUUUUUAUCUUCUUCUACAAUUUAUUAUAGGUUUAGUUUGCCGCUCUACAAUAUCAAAGUCAAAAGACGUCGAAAAGACAGUGAAAAGAAUCCAAUAUCCGAAAACUUGUCGUUUCCGUAAGCUUCCAAAAUUUUUAGACCUCGGAUGUUGUUUUUGAUGCAGUUUGAUGAUGUCUUUUAAUUCAAAAGUUUUAUUCAGUGAGAGUACAGAAACCACUUUUCAGUAAGAGAAGACAUUUGCACCUCUUCUUAAAAUAUCUGCAAUAAAUAUAUGUAUAAAACUACUAAACACGUAGCCAAGAUAAUUUGCAGUGACUAAUAAUUGAUGAAACCGAUUCGUAAUCUUACAUUAAUCUGAUUGCUAAAUAGUGCCAUACUAGCCAAUUGAUUAUGUGGCUAAUGCGACGUUCUAAUAUAGUUUAAAUAAAAAUACGUAUCUACACAUUUGCAAAUACUUUUUACACACGAUGAAUUUGCCAAAAAUCUAACAGUUUUGAAAAGUGGAUGGAUUGAAAAGAAAUUUGAGAAUUUUGUAAGCAAUGAUGAAAAGUACUUUGAAAUUUACCACUAAUCAACCAGCGUUCAGUGUGAUUUAAUCAAUUUUGGCACAUCUUGAAUUGGUCAAAAUUUCGGUACGAUUAAUUGGAAAUACUGUAAACGAGCAUAUAAAUAUUUUACAAAAAUAAGCUUCACACCGUUGGCACUUACAAUUAAUCAAUCGGAAAGACAGGGAUUUUAUCUUCUGAGUAAUGUAAGAACGAAAUGUGAUAAAUAUACAAAUUUUGGUAUACGCUGCAUGAUUUUCCGAUUUUUAAGAUUGUUCGUCUGAUGAAUUUAAAGAUAGCAUUGAGGACUAUUUUAAUACCUUAAUUAAAAUAGUGCGUGAAUUGCCGAUCCGUUCCACGUAUAACUCACGUGAAUUGACAUUAUAUUAUUAAAACCGAAUAUAGAACUGUAAAAUCAACGUGUACCACAGCAAAAUUAUACACUGAGUAUCCAUACAAAAAUAAAUCAUA